Molecule: messenger RNA, 996 nt
Organism: Meyerozyma guilliermondii ATCC 6260
Lineage: Eukaryota; Fungi; Ascomycota; Pichiomycetes; Serinales; Debaryomycetaceae
Exons: 1
Coding region: 1-996 (331 amino acids)
Biological process (GO): very long-chain fatty acid biosynthetic process; fatty acid elongation, polyunsaturated fatty acid; fatty acid elongation, monounsaturated fatty acid
Cellular component (GO): endoplasmic reticulum membrane
Molecular function (GO): fatty acid elongase activity
Source: RefSeq, a predicted model, not a curated record
AUGAUUGAGUUUGGGAAACCUAGUAGCAACAUAUGGAAGUUUCCUUCGGGACAAACUCCAUUGGCACCAUCACCAUUCAAGAGUGAUUGGCUUUCCAAUCUUUAUCAAACCUCCAUGAAAAUCACCACUCCGAUAACCAUUGCUUUGGUUUACUUCACUUCGGUCCACUAUGCCAAUGGAAUAGUACGUCGGCGCCAGGCAACUAAGGCUAACAAGAACAUCGAAUCGCUAUCUCCAGCAGAACUCAAAAAACUCCCUCCAGCACCAUAUUCCAUUGCCCGUCUGGGAUUGUUCAAGUUAUUUGUGUUGGCUCACAAUGUGUUCUUGUGCUUGUACUCGGCUUGGACACUUGUAGGAAUGUCAUCUGCUAUUUCCCAAACGGUGGAGAUCAUUCUGAAUGUUUCCAAUACCUCUAGUGUGGUGGACAAUUUCUUCCACUCUGUAUGUGAUUUGCAGAAUGGAGUCUUUAGCUCGAAACUUCCCUUCCGUAACUUGGAAAUCUUUGGUUACUGGUUCUACAUGUCCAAAUUUUACGAGGUCAUCGACACCAUCAUCAUCUUGUUAAAAGGUAGGCCGUCAUCGUUGCUUCAAAGUUAUCACCAUUCUGGUGCCAUGAUGUGUAUGUGGGCUGGUAUCAGGUACCAAAGCCCUCCAAUCUGGAUCUUUGUUGUGUUCAAUUCGUUCAUCCACACCCUUAUGUAUUUUUACUUCUCCCUCAGCUGUCUUCGUAUCCGGGUCCCGGUACUUUUCAAGAGGACAUUGACUUCAUUGCAAAUUACCCAAUUUCUUGUUGGUGGGUCUUUGGCAGUUGUACACGCUUUUAUCUGGUAUACCGACUUAUCCAGCGGUGAGCUUACCAGUUGUAUUGGUACUACCGAUCAAGCUCUUCUGUUGUUCAUUAACGUUGGAUACUUGACUCCAUUAACGGCGUUAUUUGCAGCCUUUUACAUUGAUAGCUAUAUUCGCCCCAAAAAGGCCAAGAACCAAAAAAGCUAG